This is a messenger RNA of Girardinichthys multiradiatus, 2692 nucleotides long. RefSeq lists its product as uncharacterized. Gene Ontology annotation, biological process: regulation of translational fidelity. The coding region runs from base 195 to 2663 and encodes 822 amino acids. Gene Ontology annotation, cellular component: membrane; cytoplasm. The record is from RefSeq and is a predicted model, not a curated record. Lineage: Eukaryota; Metazoa; Chordata; Actinopteri; Cyprinodontiformes; Goodeidae. The transcript is spliced from 9 exons. Gene Ontology annotation, molecular function: nucleotidyltransferase activity; double-stranded RNA binding; tRNA binding.
GAUUUAAGAAUAAAAACAAUAUUUUUUCAGGAAAACUGGACUUAAAACUGGAGAACAGCCUCUUGUCCUCCUGCCUAUUUCAGUAGGAUUAUUCCCAGUAAUUUCACAGGAAAGCGCAGCUCCAGUCUUCUGUGUUUAUGUGACUCACAGGGGUAUCAAAGUUCCGCUCACAUCGUCAGAGCAGCACUGCUGCUAUGGCUCAGUCCAACUCAAUUUAUGUGUCCGUCGGCAUCCUGGGCAUUUUAGGAGGUUCUCUCCUGCUGUUAGUGAACAGCUAUGGCAGCUCUCCUGAAAAAGACUUGAUCCCCCACACUGCACUGGGGAUAUUACUCCUCAUCAUUUCAGCCCUGGUAGCUUUCACAGGUGUCCAUCACAGUCUGUCCCACUCCCAGCUGUUUUCCAGUCUGUGUCUGACCGUCUCUGCUCUGUGGUGUGGGUUGGGUCUGGUCUACAUCCUGAUAGGACAGAGUGUGCUGCCGCUCUCUGAGCUGAAAUCUUCUCUGAUCCCUGGUCUGGCAGCAUUUACGUUAGCCCUGUUCAUCAUAGGCACUGUUGCCCUCUUUGUGAAGAAACCAGUUCUACUGGUCAUAGCUGUCAGCAUUUCCUUAGCCUGUGCCCAUCAAAUCGCUGGUCUGUCAGAUUCAGGGUAUGGUCAGUCUGCCACCGCUGCAAACUACCUUCUGGUUUGUCUUGUUUGUGCUUAUUUUGGCUUUGGACGUCUGCUGUCCACCAUCACACAGGGUAAAGUGAGACCUCCAGGUACAGUCAUGAAACAGAUAUUUGAGCUGAAAACAGAGCAGAACCAGAGCUGCAGUGAUGUAGUCAGUGUAGGUUUGGUGAUGAACUUGUUAUCUGCCUCUGUAAUAGCCUGUCCCCUGUUAGGUGUGGUCCCUCAACUCUCUGUUGGCCAUGUCCCCUGGCUUUGGACAGCUGGAGUCUUCCAGCUUGGCAUGUGUGUCCUCUUUUACCGAGCUAUGGACACACUAGCUGCGACUUUCUAUGGUUUUACAUCCCUGCUUAAAUUUGCUGAGGGUUACAGCGCUCUGUUAUCUUUGUACUCUAUUCAGCCGUUCUCCCCUGUUCCCUUCCUGGUUGUUUUUGCAGUUCUUUUCUCCGUCCUGGCACUGUUCAGCUGUCAGAAGAGCUUAUUGGAAGGCAUCUACCAGUUAUUCUUUGUAGCUUAUUGUAUUUCCAUCGCGGCCCAGCCUCAAGGCUUCUUCCAAGCAGGCACUCAGGGUGUGCAGGUUGCUAUCUUUGUAGCUACUGCUGGAGUGCUUUUUGUAACCACAUUUAACAUGGUCUCCAGUACCAGGAUUCCUACUGGGCAAAGCCACUUCAAAACUGUAGUAACCAGAAUUUGGAGUAUUACUCUCAGGGCUCUCGAUAAAGAACAACAUACGCCUCACCUGGGCUACUCCAAGUAUGCAGAUGCAGAGGUGUUAGGCCAUGCCUGCAAUGUUCUGGCGGCUUUUGCCAUCACAGCCACAGUUGGGGACAGGAACCCUCUGGCUGUGCUGGUUCUGCCCUGGGCAGUGAUGGCUGGGGGAGUGUUGCAGCUCCUGUGCGGCUCCGUUGCAUUCGCCCGGGGUAAAACCUUUGAGAGCACAGCCUUCAUUCUCUAUGGGUUGAUGUGGACGGUGUGGGGGUUGACACGAUUUGGUGGUCUUUACGGUGAGACCAGAGGCUUCAAUGUUGCUCUUGGGAUCAUUUGCUUCAUGUUGUUUAACCUUCUGGUGACAAUUGCAGCAUUGUUUUUGAAUGUUGCCUGGUUUGUCUACGCUUUUACAUUCCAGCUCAUCCUCAUUAGCUUCCUGCUGGAUGCAAUAGGUGCACUGCCUUAUGGUUACGAUAUUGGCGUCACAAUCAUCUUUGGUCUUAUCAGUUUUUAUUGUUUCUUGGUGCACCUUUUUAACAGCACCUUCCAGUCCCCCCAAAUGCCCUUAGGAAGACCUUUAGUCAAGCUAGGUGGGGUCAGAGGAGGAGCAGCGGUCUGUCCGCAUGUACCAGCUCGCAAAGCAACAUCUGUACAACAGAUAGCAGAAAUCAUGAAAAAUGGAGGCAUCUGUGGAAUGCCAACUGACACUGUCUACGUGCUGGUAGCUGCCUGCAACAGGCCGGAUGCAGUGAUCAAAGCUUACAAGGUAAAGAAGCAGGCUCAGGACCGACCCAUGUCCAUGUGGAUCUCUUCUGUAAAGCAGCUGGAACCUGUUAGACACCUACUAAGUCCCCUGCUCCUGGACUUCAUGGAGGCUGCGUGGCCUUCAUCUAUCAGCAUGGUCAUACCCAGAGGCCCGUGGUUGGACAUAUUUGGUUUGGGAGAUGCUGCCAUACACAUCGGGACUCCACAAAGCAUUGCCAUCAGAAGCCCAGACUGUGCAGUAGCCACACAUCUUAUUAAUCUGGUGGGUCCAAUUGCAGUAACCUCAGCCAACCCCACAGGGGAGGCAGACACAACUCAUCAUAACCAGGUUUAUGCCAAACUGGGAAAAAAGGUGGAAGGGGUGUUGUGUGAUGGAUCCUCCCCAGAAAAUAUUGCAUCUACUGUGGUUGACUGCACCAAGAUUGAAACUGGACAAAUUGGUUUCUUCAGAGUGGGCCUCAUUCCAAAAUCCAAGGUUCUUCAGAUAUUUGAAGAGGUUCGAAAUCGGCAUAAGAGAAUUUAAGUGCACCCUUUCAUCAAACAUUUUGACAG